AUAUAAGCUUGAAGUCCAUUAAAAACAGUACGGGCCUUGAACAAGGAAGUAAGCAGGACUUGCCGUAUUCAACGCGCAGAUCAACGAGCCAAUCGUAGCCGAGUUCAAGCUCGUUUAGCUGAACGCGCCAAUCAUAACCUAGUUAGAGUCUGGAACCGCGAGCCUUUGAGACGAGUACCUUGAGUGCGCCCGUUUUGACUCGCUACUGUAAAGGAGAAUGAAGAGCAUCCAAUUCAAUUUUAGGCGACAAUGUCAACAGGAUCCAGAGGAGGCCGGGUCCGACUCUGUCAGUGAUCUUGUCGAUAUUGAUUUUGCUGAGCCACCAGCAACACAAGAUGAAGAUUCGGCCAGCAGUAGCCUUAACACUGGCGUUGCCCCUGCUUCGCCAACCUCUGCCGGUGGGAAACAAUACAAAUACAACGCACAGUGGGAGAAAGCUUUCCCGUGGUUGCAUUUAGAAGGAAAUGUUAUGUUUUGCAAAUAUUGCAAGGCCGAACCACAACUUGCAGGCAAGCUUUCUUCGUUUGUGGUGGGAAAUCCUCACUUGAAGAAGGAUACUGUUAAAAAACACAACGCGUCGAAAAAGCACAUUGAGUGCAGAGAUAUCCACAUCAUCAAGAGUACCAACGAAUACCCGGUGACAGUUCAAUCGGCUCUGAGGAGGCAGAACAACUUUCCGGCGUCACAUUUUACCUCACCUCUCAAGAUGACGACUCCUCAGUAUGACCUGUCACACACGCUCCCUCCCCACACGCUGACCCGGCUGGCACGGGAGUGGCUGGCAGAGGACACACCAAACUUUGACCCUGCAGGGCUGUGUGUGGGGUCACAUGAGGUCGAGGCCAAGUUGUUGUGUAAAACGCCAUGCAGCGUGCUGGCGGGCAGGCCUUUCUUCACUGCUGUCUUCACUGAGCUCAGCUGCACUGUGGAAUGGGCACACAUAGAGGGAGCACAGCUGGGUCCGGAUGCAGUGGCCCAGACUGCUGUGGUCAGAGGCCCAGCAAGGUGCGUCCUCCUCGGGGAGAGACCGGCCCUCAACUGCCUGGCCCGGGCCUCGGGGAUAGCCACCCGCUGCUCCCAGCUACAGAGCAUCGCCAGGGAGGCAGGCUGGCAUGGCCAUGUGGCUGGCACGCGUAAAACCACCCCUGGGUUCCGGCUGGUGGAGAAGUAUGCCAUGCUGGUGGGCGGUGUGUCCAUGCACAGACAGGACCUGAGUGGGAUGGUGAUGCUGAAAGACAAUCAUAUAUGGGCAUCAGGGAGUAUCACACAGGCGGUGAGGAACGCCCGCUCGGUGUGUGGCUUCAGCAGUAAGAUCGAGGUGGAGUGCGGCAGCCGGGAGGAGGGCAGUGAGGCAGCCACGGCAGGAGCCGACAUCGUCAUGCUGGACAACUUUAAGCCACAGGAACUCCAUGCAGCAGCCCAGCUUCUGAAGGAGGAGUUCCCAUCUGUGCUAAUUGAGGCCAGUGGAGGGGUGACCCCAGACUCCCUGCCCCAGUAUCUCUCCCCCCAUGUGGACAUCAUCUCUCUGGGCUGCAUAACCCAGGGCUGCCCUGUGGUAGACUUCUCCCUCAAGGUUCAAAAACCUGUUGCCUUUCCAAUAAUUUUCCAAUCACAGUAACUGUGCCAAUUCAGGAUUUGUUAAUAAAGUGAAAAUAAAAAGCAAUGGUCAAUUUCCUCACUUUUGAUCCUGGAGAUGAUCAAAUGGAGAAAAAAAAAUCCAGGAAUGUUACAUGAGAUUUAAAACUGACAUUCAGAGAUGGUGACUGUAUAAUUUCUAUGAUGUGUACAACUAAUUUAGAAAUCAUUAUUAAAACUGUGAAGUAAGACUGUUCCCUCGGUUUCUUUUGUCCCAAAGUGAUCAUUAUCUAUUAUAUGGGAUAUGUUUUAGAAUCCCAAAUCUUUAUGAUCCACUGGAAGAGAAGAUUACAAAUUAGUAACUAAGUCACUAUACCUUCAUAUGGAUUAAACACACUGCACUUCUUCCACUAAAAGUUAGACACUUAAGUUAAACAUGCAUAAAAUGUCCAUCUUUGAAUUUCCAUUAUAUAGGCCUAAUAAUGCCAUGCUCAAACCGCGUUCGCAUGCCCCAUCGUGCGCAAAAUGACUUUGUCCCCCUACACCAAACGCGAUCACGACAAGCAGGUUGAAGUAUCAAAACAAACUCUGAACCAUUUGGGGACAGGUCGAAAAGCAUUAAACAGCAAGCUAGCUAAAUUGCCAUAAAUGUUUAAUGCUUUUCGACAUGUCCCCAAAUUAAUGUAAUUGGUUCAGAGUUUGUUUUGAUAUUUUAACCUGCGUGUCGUGAUUGGUGUGGGGAGACAAAAUACAUUUAUGCACGAUGGCGCACGCGCGCAGCCGGUUUGGGUUUCGUGUAGUAUCGCUUGGCAACGCAGACGCUCGUUGGCGUGCGCGAGCAGUAUGGGUGCAACGAUUGAAUAAUAUGUAUGUGUACAUUUUAUUUUGCAACGAGGUGUGGUCAGCAUGUAACUGUGGAACAAGUUUCAGUUUUGAUUAUGGUUGAUAGGUACCAUUUCCCCGAUAUGACGUGGGUGGCUAGGGCAUAAAACACAGGAGGGUUUCAGGAAAUCAAUCUCUUCCUAAAUGGAACUAUCUGGCAUUAUAACCAGAGCUCUUUCAAAACGCGUUGCUUGUUGCCAGCUUCAUUACAGAAACACCAAGAAGCUCCAAUUGACUAGACCUAGAGGAAACCGUGCUAUGGUAAUCUGAGGCGGCUAGCAGAUGUAAAAUGAACGGUUCACAACUAAAGUACAGGAAGUAUUAUGUGAUUGAUACCAAAGGCUCUAUUCAAUCUGUAUCGUGGAAUUGUUACAAAUUGAGUGCUAGAAAUGUAAAGGUAAUUUCCUUUUUGUGACGACAUCUGCAGUGUUUACCGUGAAUGCAGUCUACGCUAUUGCGGGAACAUUGCCUUUAAAUUUGAUAUAACACUGAAUUGACUCGAUAGAGUGAAUAGAGCCAUAAGAAGAGUAUUUUGUGUGUGUUUGUGGUUGUAAAAAACAAGUAUUCAUUAUUUCUGACUAUUCUGUUUUCUACUAUUUCUCUGUGAGCUUCUCUUUCUACCUUUCUGAUGGUCGUAAGGGCGCAAACACGGCUGAAAAGCCACAAACAAACGGCUGAAAAGCCACAAACAAACGGCUGAAAAGCCACAAACAAGCUGCUGAAAUGCCACCGAUGACUGGCUGAAAUGCCACCGAUGACUGGCUGAAAUGCCACUGAUGAUCGGCUGAAAUGCCACAUUCGAAUGCCACUGUCAGAUAAGUCAUCUUCUGUCAAGUAUACUUUCACUAAUGUUCACACAAAGAAAAUAGCAUAUUUUGUGCAUUUAUGUCAGACAGUCAUAAUCAGUCAUUUAAUGUUAAUGACAGGAUAUAAUAUGUCCCCAGGAUUAUGAAAAGAGAGACAACACUUUCCCAGGGGCAAUGGAGAAAACGAACAGGGACCUUAUCGAUCUCAUCGCUCAAUUCCCACAUCUACACCUGUGUGGUGGAGAUGAGGAGAUGGACUGGAUUGAUCAAGAAAUGGGAGUGACCUGCUGCCAAGAAGAGGAGCACAAUGAGGAAAUGGACUGGAUCUCAUCAAGCAAUCCAAAUUUCUGCGUCUGGAGAGAAAGAGAAGAUGAAGAUGAUGAAGCCUAAACGGUGUCAACUGGAUGGAUUGUCAUCAAAACAUCUUUGCAUUAAGGCCAGGAAAUUGGUGCACAACGCAGCUGCAUUUUGCACCUCCACCCGGUACAGCCAGAAGAGGACUGGCCACCCCUCGGAGCCUGGUUCCCCUCUAGGUUUCUUCCUAGGUCCCUGCCUUCUAGGGAGUUUUUCCUAGCCACUGUGCGUGCUUGUACAUUGCUUGCUCUUUGGGGUUUUAGGCUGGGUAUCUGUAAAGCACUUUGACAACUCCCUAAUGUAAAAAGGGCUUUAUAAAAUGUAUUUUAUGGAUGCACACUGACUUCAAGUCAAGUGUCGAUAGUAUAUAGUAUGAUUCUUCUUUGGUCUUUGGCAGUCACAUUGAAAUGUAGAAAUAUGUUGUUUUGUGUUUAUUUUUCCACUCAUCUAUGGUUUAUUGGCCGAGAGCACAAGUGAACACUGGAGGAACUGGUGUUUUGUUGAAAAUGUUGUCUUGUUACCCAUUUGAGCCACUAAUUUCUUAUGGUGGGAGGGAUGUCGUUCGUGGCUGUUUAGGGCCACCGGCGAUGAAGAUUGGUAGAGAGGGGGCGCAAGGGAAUGAGAUUAGAUAGGGACAUGUUUUUAGGAGUGCUAGCCCUCACCCCUAAUUUAUGUUUGGAGCUCAUCUGGAAAAUCUGCCAAGUACUCUGUUACUCUAUUUCUAACCAAAAAGUGAACUCUGCAUUAAUUUAAAAGAUUGCAUUAAUUUAAAAGAUUGUAUAAUAAAGUCUAUCUAUUUUUUGUUCA
Salmo salar (Atlantic salmon) is the source of this 4424-nucleotide messenger RNA. Its product is annotated as nicotinate-nucleotide pyrophosphorylase [carboxylating]. Gene Ontology annotation, molecular function: nicotinate-nucleotide diphosphorylase (carboxylating) activity. The record is from RefSeq and is a predicted model, not a curated record. NCBI's taxonomy places the organism in Eukaryota, Metazoa, Chordata, Actinopteri, Salmoniformes, Salmonidae. Gene Ontology annotation, cellular component: cytoplasm. Gene Ontology annotation, biological process: quinolinate catabolic process; NAD+ biosynthetic process.